This is a messenger RNA of Cygnus olor (mute swan), 2337 nucleotides long. RefSeq names its product metalloprotease TIKI1-like. NCBI's taxonomy places the organism in Eukaryota, Metazoa, Chordata, Aves, Anseriformes, Anatidae. Gene Ontology annotation, molecular function: metalloendopeptidase activity. Gene Ontology annotation, biological process: negative regulation of Wnt signaling pathway. Bases 245 to 1750 code for a protein of 501 amino acids. The transcript has 7 exons. Gene Ontology annotation, cellular component: membrane. The record is from RefSeq and is a predicted model, not a curated record.
CAGCGGCUGGAGGGUUUGGCCAGGGGACGGGGCCGCUCCUGCGAGGGCUCCGGGAUUGGGUCGCCCGGGCAAAAGGAAGAAAAAAAAAAAAAAAAAAAAAAAGAGAAAAAAAAAAAAAUAGAAAAAAAAAGCAGAAAGGGAAUUAAAAAAAUAAAUAGGGGUGGAAGCAGGCGAAGAGGGCAGGAAAAAAAAAAAAAAAAGGAAAGCUGUCCCCCCAAACUGUGCCAACUCCGAGCGAGCAGGGAUGGUGCACCCCGGCUGGGUCUGCUUGCUGCACAGCUCCCUCCUCCUGCUGGCCAGAGCGCGGCAGAGCCGCGGCGCCUGCCCGCUCGGCGGAAAGAACGAGCUGAACUCCUUCCUGUGGACCAUCAAGAGAGAUCCCCCAUCUUACUUCUUUGGCACCAUCCACGUCCCAUACACCCGUGUCUGGGAUUUCAUCCCAGAGAACUCCAAGAAGGCCUUCCAGCAGAGCCACAUUGUGUACUUCGAGCUGGACCUCACUGACCCCUACACCAUCUCUGCCCUCACCAGCUGCCAGCUCCUGCCACAGGGGGAGAACCUCCAGGACGUGCUGCCCCGUGACAUCUACCGCCGGCUCAAGCGACACCUGGAGUACGUCAAGCUCAUGAUGCCAUCCUGGAUGACCCCAGACCAACGGGGCAAAGGGCUGUACGCUGACUACCUCUUCAAUGCCAUCGCUGGCAACUGGGAGCGGAAGAGGCCAGUGUGGGUGAUGUUGAUGGUGAACUCUCUGACGGAGGUAGACAUCAAGUCGCGAGGCGUUCCCGUCCUGGAUCUGUACCUGGCCCAGGAAGCAGAGCGGCUGAGGAAGCAAACCGGUGCUGUGGAGAAGGUGGAGGAGCAGUGCCACCCGCUGAAUGGGCUGAACUUUUCCCAGGUGAUCUUUGCUUUGAAUCAGACUCUCUUGCAGCAGGAGAGCCUCCGAGCAGGCAGUUUCCAGAUCCCCUAUACGACAGAAGACCUUAUCAAGCAUUACAACUGUGGGGACCUCAGCUCCAUCAUCUUCAACCAUGACACUUCUCAAGUCCCAAAUUUCAUUAAUGCUACACUGCCAGCCCAUGAACGUAUUACUGCCCAAGAGAUAGACAGCUACUUCCGUCAGGAGCUCAUCUACAAGCGAAAUGAGCGAAUGGGCAGGAGAGUGAAGGACCUGCUGGAAGAGUACCCAGACAAGAGCUUCUUCUUUGCAUUUGGAGCUGGUCACUUCAUGGGCAACAACACAGUGAUUGAUGUUUUGAGGAGAGAAGGGUACGAGGUAGAACAUACUCCAGCUGGACAAGCCAUCAACAACGGAAAACCCCCCAAAAGCUUGUUAGCCUUUUCAUCGUCCUCACCAGCACACAGCCCCUAUGUAGUGUCACAGGAGCUACCUCCGCCGUUGCAUCCCCGGAAGGAGGAGGAGGAAGAGCUCUUGCCUCACCUGCUGCUCCCUGAUGGCAUCGAUGUUCUGGAGAAGGUAGACAGGAAGUACAAAAAGAAGAAGAAGAAGCAGCAGAAGAAGCAAAGGCUGCGACAGUUUAAUGACCUCUGGGUUCGCAUUGAAGAAAGUGCUACCGACCCUCCUCCACGGAUCCGCAUCAUCAACGGGUACAUCACCGUUGAACCCCAGCCCCGGGGCCACGGACGGUUUAGCCACGCUCGCACGGACACCAGCGGUGCUCACCGUCUUUUCUGCCCUCUCUUGGCCUCGCUACUGACUUCGGCUGUGCAUAUGAUAAGGCUGCAUUGAGACGCAGGGGGAGCCGAGCGGCAGGGCUCUCACCUUAGGAAGCAGAAAAGGAACUUUUGUGACAAAAUAAACAUAAAAGACUCUCUGAGAGGGACGCCUGUUCUUUGGGGCGUUCUUGUACUGCCUCCUUUUCCUGAGUCUGGAUCAUUAACACUGUUAACUGGUUUGACCUGCCCAAUACAGGAGAAGAUAUUUUAAUGGAAGUGUUAUUUAUCCUUCUCUUGCAGAAGAAUGAUUUCAUGUUAUCCCAUAAUGCUUUGGGGAAGUUUAUAAUGUCGCUAUAACAUAGCUGCUGUUUAGCUGUAUGAGCCCGACUGAAUUACAGUUUUUUCACCUUUGUUGCCUUGUGUGAAGAUUUACACACCACUAACUUGUUUAUUAGUACCGUGUAUUUUGGUCAUAUGAGCACAGCUGGGAGAAAGUUUGGUAUUUUAUGUCUCUACUGGUAAUGCUUUUAAUUCUUGCUUAUUAGGGCUCCAGAUUAUAUAUAAAGGUUCACGACAACACCUUCAACAAUAGAAUAAAACAGUAAAGACUUGUGAACAGAAUGUUUCUGCUGUUUCUGUUUAGUGCUGUUAUAAGAUGGG